Messenger RNA from Cryptococcus amylolentus CBS 6039, 1025 nucleotides. RefSeq lists its product as hypothetical. Bases 329 to 652 code for a protein of 107 amino acids. The transcript is spliced from 2 exons. The record is from RefSeq and is a predicted model, not a curated record. NCBI's taxonomy places the organism in Eukaryota, Fungi, Basidiomycota, Tremellomycetes, Tremellales, Cryptococcaceae.
UGACAAGCUUGUCUGGGCUAGAGAAGGCCCUCUGAACCAAUCUUGGCCAUACUUUGGAUCUGCAGCCAAGAUGCCCAAGGGAAUCAUGUCCUUCGGUUCUGGCCCAAGGAUCUGUGGUGAACACAUGAAGGAACUUGACUGGGCCAGCUUGUUCUCACCGCGCUAGGCUCAAAAUGGACCGAUGUGCUUACUGUGAGAAGACUUCGAAAUACCCCUACGACCGAGAAUACAGGAAGCAUCUGGCGAUGUUAGUGCGGGUUGACGGAAUCUCUUCGUAACCGACAUUGACCCCAAGGGAACUGACAUUGAUUUUCUCACAUUGUGGUCGAUGGGGCUGAGGGGCUCGGCCAUAUGCUGCACCAGCCAUGGGCACCUGUGGAGGGUGCACGGCACGGGCAAAGCGGGUGACCUGAAGCGGACUGGGUCUCCUUGGAAGGUCUUCCUUGACUGUUGUGACCAAAGACGCAUCGCUCUCGAAGACACUCUUUACAACGACAGUGCUGUGACUGAGGAAAAACUGGCCGCCAAACCGGCGGGCCAGCCCAUGAGCCCUCGGGGCGCCCAGAGAAAAAGGACGAGAAAGCGGACGCUGCCCAGAAAGAAGAAGGCCGAGAGUGACGCUGGGGAGAGCGCCAAGCAGAUCCGCACAUAAGAUGUAGCAACGCGAAAAAAAGUUGCAGCUGUACAGCUACUUACCCUACACUAACAACGUUGGGGCUUGCCCGAUUCUCAUGCCGCGGUGGGGUAGAAGGAAACUGUAUCUGCAUGUGCAUAUACUCACACGCUGGUUUAAUCGCUUCAUUCGUGCCACUAUUAACGCUUCGCCCUUUGUUGAUCGUUUGAUCAGCUCUGAAGCUUUUGUUGUACGCCGGGGGCUAUGGCAACAUGGGGUUAUGUGUCUGUAUCUGUGAUGAAUCUUGUACAUAGCACCACUCGAAGCCUUGAUUCCAGAUGUAGUUUGGUUCUCAAGAAUGCGGCCAGCCCCGCAAAACGCGGCUCAUUUAAACCAGGGUCGCAAUCUCGCA